AUGGGUAACUUUUUCUCAAAAAAGGAUACUUUUGAGAAAAAGGUUUUAGCUAUGGAGACCAUGAUUACUAAUAUGGAAUCCAAAAAUAAAUGCUCAAAAGAAUUUCAUGAUAAUAAUUAUAAAAAAAUUAUUUUUUAUUUUAUUAUUAUAGAAAUUAUAUUAGCAUAUUUUUUAUACAACGUAAUUUUUUCAUCCGAAGCAUUGUCUGAAAAGGCAAUGUAUUUCGUAUAUUCAUUUUUAAUUUCAAUAGGAAUCUAUACUUUUGCAAAACUAUAUAGAUUUACAUAUUGUAAAUUAAUUAAUAAUAAUGAAAAAAAAAUAAAAAAAUUAUAUACAGGUCUCGAGAGAUUAUUCGAGGAAAGAAAACGUGUGACCGAUUAUGAACACACAAAAAAACUUUUCGAGAAAUAUGAAAAUUUUAAAAAACAAAAUCCUAGUGAUCAAAUAGAUAAUAAUAGAUAA
Dictyostelium purpureum is the source of this 462-nucleotide messenger RNA. RefSeq lists its product as uncharacterized. NCBI's taxonomy places the organism in Eukaryota, Evosea, Eumycetozoa, Dictyosteliales, Dictyosteliaceae. Gene Ontology annotation, cellular component: endoplasmic reticulum tubular network. Bases 1 to 462 code for a protein of 153 amino acids. The transcript has 4 exons. The record is from RefSeq and is a predicted model, not a curated record. Gene Ontology annotation, biological process: endoplasmic reticulum tubular network organization.